Messenger RNA from Ylistrum balloti, 11792 nucleotides. RefSeq names its product pecanex-like protein 1. The record is from RefSeq and is a predicted model, not a curated record. The coding region runs from base 1 to 6807 and encodes 2268 amino acids. The transcript is spliced from 38 exons. Gene Ontology annotation, cellular component: membrane; endoplasmic reticulum. Gene Ontology annotation, biological process: endoplasmic reticulum organization. NCBI's taxonomy places the organism in Eukaryota, Metazoa, Mollusca, Bivalvia, Pectinida, Pectinidae.
AUGGGUUCUCACAUUAUCGAUAUCCUGCGGCAGGGGAUAUGGGCAUCGUUGAGCGGAGGCUGGUUCUACGACCCCCAUCAAAACAUCUUCUCCAACACUUUCCAUCUGUAUCUAUGGAUGGCCCUACUCGUUGCCCCUCUGAUCCUUCACCUUACCCUUGUCUCAUCUGCACUAGUAUGGGGAUUGUACUGCUUGGUGGUUGGGUUGGUGUUUGCUAUCCUGAAAGGUGUAAACUACCGGCUCCACUACAUGUAUGACACCACCGAGCUGACGGAGGGAAAAGAUGAAACAGACAAAAAGGACAACAGUGAUAAGGACAGCAAGACUAUUGAACUAGGUGAUGGUAAGUCAAGUGCGAAGGGUCAGGAAGAAAUAGAGCUGCGUCCAAUUGGUCGGCCCUUGUCUGUACAGCCAGGAACUAGUCAUCAUGAUGAGGAAAACAACAACAGGGGAAUAGUAGCAGUGGAACUGGACCUUACAAGGAGACGGUCAGAUAGAUCUGAAAAGAGGAAGACUAAUGGACAGGCACCCCUGGCAGAGCUUGAAGCAGAUGGGAUGGAUACACAGCCAGAGACUGAUCAACAAGAUAAAAAUAAAAAAUCCAAACUAGAAGUGCAGGAACUGACAAAUCUUAAAGGUGCUGAUGGAGAGAGUGAGAAAAAUUCAAUUCCAUCUAACCAGAACACAACUAAUUCUGCAAAUCAGAUUACUACAAAAGCAGAUGUAGAGGUGAAUCCUCAGGUAUCUGAUGGUGAGGUAGAACAGGGUGAGAUUUUGGGACUUAAGCUCCGCGAGGACACUGAUUCUGACCUAUCACCUGAUGCUGGAUCCUGGAUACGUAGACGUCGCAAAGCUGUCAGAAGGACAAAAAGUUCUUUGGAGAACACCUCCAGAUCGACACCUCCAAUAUACGACCCAAGCAUCAAAGUCAGUGUGAGAUCAUCACUUCCUCCCCAUCAAAGAUUCUCAAUGCAGACUGUACAGGAGCAAGGACAUUCUGAGACAGGUCUCAUUAGGCCACACAGUGAUCAAAACAUUCUGAAGCGAGUGCGACGGUCAAAACGGCCAGGCGAUGGUUGUGCUGUGGUGGAUGUAGAACAAGACACAGGUUCUCGACAUCAUACACCUUGCUCUCUGUCAAUGGAAUCUGAGGAGACUCGUAUCAUACACAAAAUGGACAGAGACAAGCCUAGAAUUAAAUGUCAUCGCAGUGCAUCAGUAGAUGAAUCUGUCAAUUCCUCUAGAUCAAGGGUUCAUGCAAGGCCACCUUUGGAAUCAGCAACAUCUUUGGAAGCUGAAAUCAUGCUGAAACUUAUUGCAAAGAAACAGACAGAAGAGGGUGAACAAUAUCAAAGUGAGGUUUCAAAUGAAAGAGUAAUGGAAAUUCAUGAUGAUGAGAUGAACAACGAAAAUAAAAAAGACAGAGAUUCAGUGCCAUCUUCACCACAUUUUUCCAAAAGUACUGAAGUGCUUUCUGAAAAUACAAUUCAAGAAACCAAUGUACUGACUGGCAGAAGGCCCCGACCUAGUGCUGCUUCAGUUGACAGAUUGGGCACAAGGGAGAACAAAUUAGAACGUAGCUUUACAGCUGGUAAACCACGUCGCCCAAAACGAUCUAAAGACAGACCCUGUAGUGUAGGAGAUUUGGAGUCUGUUCCAACCAGCUUUGUGAAUGGAAGUGAGGUAGGCUCAGGAGUCAAUUCAAAACCCAGAGACUUAUCAUUGACUUCAAGAAUUGCACGGUUUCUACAGGGAGGUAACUCUGACAAUUCUUCUAAUCCCCAACAGGAAGCAGCACCAUCUCAGCAAAGCAGCACAGUUGGUCUGGACUGGCUUUUCAGUACUGAUAGUGACUCACUUAGUUCUGAUGGGCGGGAGAGUCCUCAUUAUGAUGAGAAGAUAUGGUCUGACUCGUCCAGCACAAUGACAAAUGAUGGGGACACCACUACUGUGGAGACAACUAGCCCAGAAUUGCCAAUUAACUACACACCCCUACCUGAUAACGGCAUCAUCACAACCCCAUCCACCCCUAGUCCAGAUGAACUUGAGGCUAUGAGGAGGCAGGGUGCUAUCCCCAAAAAGUAUCCCACGCGCCCACUUCCUGCUCUUCCGUCAAUUCCUCUACCACCCACUGAAAAUGAACCUACACCUAGUGCAGCUACUCCUUCAUCAGGGGAGCUCUCUGAUCCAGAAGAUUUUCGUCGCAAGAUUUUGGAGAUCUUGAGUGAAUCUUCAGACAAUCCAGAACAAAUCAAGAAACUGAUCAAUGUUGUUAUCACCCAGGCUACAGAAAGACGAGGCAGUAGAGGCACUGACAGUCUCAGUGGAGAUAGACACAGACAUGACAAAGAGAAGCAUGACCCACAUGCCACACCUCCUAAUGCCCCACCCCCACUGACUGAGGACCAAGAGGCUCACUCAUCCAAGUCUGCCACCCCAACUGAGGUUUCUGCUCUCCUACCUCUCACAAGCCAGAUCUCUACUGGCUCUCGAAGUGGUCGAAAUGUGAAAAGGCGCAGAGUGGACAGGACCAAGUCAAAGAGUCGUCAUCGUCACAACACACCACCCCAUUUGUCAGAAUCAAGUGGCACUCAAAAUGUCCACAUGGCCACGUCACAUGAUGACACAACAGAGGGUGCAGUGCACUGGUUUAAGGAUGACCAAGGUAAUUGGUUGUCAUACACAUUUGGAGAAAACAGUAGUGGCGUAGCCUUCAACACAAAUGAGACAAUUGAUGCCACAGUACCGUGGUCAGAAAAGAGUUGGAGCCUGAGCGGCUCAGAUUCUACUGUGAUAUUAGACUCACCGAAGGCAGAGACCAAUAAGGAUGAACCAAGUCUGUUGGACUCCAAUGGGCAGGUUGUCCUCAACUAUGUCAACCUUCCUGGUUUGGUGGAAUCACAUAUGGGUAUGCACAAUCGUCGUACACGCAUUCCAUCAGUCUGUCCAACAGGAAGUUCUUCAGAUUCUGAUCUCCAAGACUCAGCAUCUCAUGAUGGGAAGCCAAAACCUUUCUACAAAUUUAAGCUGAUUCCAUUUUUAUCAAAAUACAUCAAAGUCCAUUUUGAUAGAUUGGCAUUGUUAGCUUUAUUAGAUAGGAAUUUAACAAUUAUAGAGAACUUUGUAGCUGUGAUAAUAUCAGUGGCUGUAGCUGCCCUAGGUGCCCUCGUCCUCAGCAGUAACUUCUACCACGACUUGUCUGUUUUCCUCUUCUGUUUUAUUAUUGCCAGUUGUCAAUAUUCACUAGUAAAGAGUGUCCAACCUGAUGCAGCAUCACCCAUGCAUGGAUACAACCGUAUUGUGGUGUUCAGCCGUCCAUUUUACUUCUGUGUGUGCUGUGGCCUUAUGUUGUUACUGGACUAUGGCCGACAAUUUGUGCCCACCACCCCAACCUAUGUCUAUGGAGUGCCAUUUACUGUUGCGUCCUGUCUCAUUUUUGCCAGAGACUUUCUUCAGAUAUUUAUCCUGUGUUUCCCACUCAUAUUUACACUGGGCCUCCUGCCACAAGUUAACACCUUCAUGAUGUACCUGCUGGAACAGAUUGACAUGCAUGUGUUUGGGGGUAAUGCUACGGUGAGUUUGGGGGCAUCAGUGUACUGUGUGGUGCGAAGUGUCAUGGCAGUCACCUUCCUGUAUGGAGCAUGCUUCCUUGCCAUUGGAGUGGGAGCAGGAACAGAGCACCAGGCUUGUGAUGACAAGGACCUGUCUCAGAAUGUCGUGUUCUCCAUUUUUUCUGCACUGCUGGUUGCUGUAUCUUACCACCUCAGUAGAAGUGCUAGUGAUCCCUCUGUUCUGUGGAUGCUGUUGCGAGAUCUCAUGUGUAAGGAGAAGAAAACAGAGGGAGAGGAAGGAGACCUCGUAGAUCCACUCCCCGAGAAACUCAAGAAAUGUGUGAGUGAACGUCUACAGUCAGACCUGUUGGUGGUACUUGUUAUCCUGGUUAUUGGGUUUGCUGUCCACCUCAGCACAGUCUUUAGCAGUCCAGACCUACAUCCCCUGCUGAGUGAUAUACUGUAUUACAUAGCCGCCAGUGUCGGCUUCAUUGCUCACUACAUCAUUCCUAUGCUACGUAAGGAGAUGCCUUGGCUGUGCUGUUCUCACCCCGCCCUUGCCUCUAGAGAGAGAAACAUGUUUGAGGUUGAAGGUGCUCCAAAGAUCAUGCUGUUUGAGAGAUUCUAUGUGUGGCUUCGUUUUUUCGAACGUAAUGCCAUGUACCCUGUUGUCUUUCUAUGUGCCUUGACCCAGUCAACACCUCAGAUUGUGUGCAAAUUUGGAAUAUAUGUGGGGCCACUUAUCAUUGCCAUAUGUGCCCUGAAGUUGCUGAGGUUUUCGUUUUCUGACACACCAAAGCAAUACCUUAUUAUUACAUUCACUGUGUUCUUCUUCAAGUACGACUACAGACAUUCAUCAGAAACAUUCCUCAUCGAUUAUUUUUUCAUAUCCAUUAUUUUUUGUAAGUUCUGUGAUUUGAUGUUGAAGAUGAAGUUUAUCAUUACCUAUAUAGCUCCAUGGCAGAUCACCUGGGGCUCAGCUUUCCAUGCAUUCGCUCAACCUUUCAGUGUUCCACAUUCUGCCAUGCUAUUUUUACAAGCAGGAGUCUCCUCCUUUUUCUCCACUCCAUUAAAUCCUUUCUUAGGAAGUGCUAUAUUCAUUACGUCGUAUAUUCGUCCAGUAAAAUUUUGGGAGAAAGACUACAACACUAAACGGGUAGACAACACAACCACUCGGCUCUCAUCACAGUUGGAGAGAAAUCCAGGUGCUGAUGAUAACAAUCUUAAUUCCAUUUUCUACGAGCACCUGACACGGUCACUACAGCACAGUCUGUGUGGUGACCUGAUGAUGGGACGCUGGGGAAAUGCAGAGCAGGGAGACUGUUUCAUCAUGGCAUCUGACUACCUCAAUGCACUUGUCCAUAUCAUAGAGAUGGGCAAUGGGCUUGUCACCUUUCAGCUGAGAGGGUUAGAGUUCAGGGGAACUUAUUGUCAGCAGAGAGAAGUGGAAGCUAUCACAGAGGGAGUGGAGGAUAAUGAAGGCUUUUGUUGUUGCGAGCCAGGCCAUCUACCUCAUUUUCUGUCACUGAAUGCUGCCUUCCAGCAGCGAUGGCUGGCAUGGGAAGUGGUUGUUACCAAGUAUGUCCUAGAGGGCUACAGCAUUUCAGACAUCAGUGCUGCAUCCAUGGCCCAGGGCUACGACACACGCAAAAUGCUCAUCUCUUACUAUAUUAUGAGCAUUAUAUACUACAUGGUGCGUUCACCACGCCUUGAAACAUGGCUACAGAUGGAGGCUCUUGUGGAUGCAAUGAGGUCGACAACAGAUGAUAAAUAUGUGGAUGUGGACCCAACUUUUGUCCUUCUCAUUGACGAAGAUUAUGACCCUAAACUCAAGGGCAUUUCCAGAGAAAAGUUUUGUAGCACCUAUCUUGACUGGAUCAACUACUGUGUCAGCCGCAGGGAUAAGUCUCUGGACACUGCCAAAGACUCCAUGUUGGUGUCGCUGUGUUUCGCCUUAAGUCUGCUGGGCAGACGGGCGCUGGGAACUGCAACACACAACACAGCUUCAUCCAGUAUGGACUUUUUCCUGCAUGGGUUACAUGCACUGUUCAAGGGUGACUUCCGUAUCACAUCACCCCGUGAUGAGUGGGUGUUUGCUGAUAUGGAGCUGUUAAGGAGAGUUGUUGCCCCUGCUAUAAGGAUGGCCCUAAAACUACACCAGGACUACUUCCUGUUCACGGAUGAGUAUGAAGACAAACCAACAUUGUACUCUGCCAUCAGUAACUAUGAACAAAACCUAGUCAUCUGUCAUGAGGCCGAUCCAAAGUGGAGGAAUGCUGUUCUCUCCAACAUGCCUUCACUGCUGGCUUUCAGACAUGUGUUCGAUGAAGGACUAGAUGAAUACAAGGUCAUCAUGCUCAACAAGAAAUACCUCACCUUCAGGGUGGUAAAGGUCAACCGGGAGUGUGUUCGUGGUCUGUGGGCUGGCCAGCAACAAGAACUCAUCUUCUUACGAAACAGAAAUCCAGAACGAGGCAGCAUUCAGAAUGCUAAACAAGCAUUGCGUAACAUGAUCAACUCUUCCUGUGACCAGCCCAUUGGCUAUCCUAUCUAUGUUUCCCCUUUGACAACUUCAUAUUCCUCCACAAACACACCACUUGCAUCCAUCAUAGGUGGAGAGUUUAUCCUCGCUAAUGUCAAAAGCUUCUUCCAAAACUUGUGGAAAAAAAUGCGUCGGCGAUGUGGAGCUACCUGUGCUGGCAGCAGCUCUGGAUACUCGGAAGAUCUACCAUACUCGCUCAGCUGUUCCCCUGCAGGAGCUGCAACAGCCCUUGGCAGUAUUGGUCCAAACUCUCGCUCCAAUUGCUCUACCUCUACUCCUACAAAUCAAGAGCUUGCCCUGCAGACUCUGGGAAACCGUGGGAGUUUGGUCUCUACAGCAAGCUCUGCCAGUAAACCCAGUGCUCUCAUUACUUUAGCAGGAUUUAUCAGUGAAACUACAGGGAGCAAAGACCCUCUACCACAAAAAGUGCGGAUCACUGACACCACAAAAGUCUUCCCCACCAUUAACCUUGGCCGUCGUAUAGAUGUUCAGUGGCCGAAUGAAGACUGGAAGCAGAGUGGUGGAAAAUCGGGCUGGGCUUCUUGGUGUCCGGCCGUGGGUAUGGAGGGUACUGUUGUACAUCGAUGGGAACCUUGUCACAGAGAAACAAUUAAGCGUUCACACGUGGACAAAGUGAUAUUGUUAGUGCAGAUCUCGGACAAGUAUGUACCUAUUGCUGAGGCAGGAGUGUUGGAUCUAGGGGCAGAAGUAUGACAUGAGGCCAGGUCAUCAUGGGUAUGACACAGUUACGUCGUGUGACAUUAUUUGUACAAUAACGUUGUCACAUGUUGAUGUUGUAGUAUGAACGUCCUACCAUCAUCAUUCUAUUAUAAGGACAGCAACAUUGAUAAAAUACUGUCACAUGCAUCUUUGUAGAUCAAAGUGUGAAAUUAUCCAUGGAUACAUGGCCAAAAGAUUAAAAAUACAUUGUGUAGAGACACAUGUUAAAAGAUCGGGUGAGAAAUGUAACAACAUAUCAACUUCCUACUUGAAGAGUUAUGGUCGUCAGUCUGUCGACAUAGUUGUGUAUCCCAGACAUCCAACUGAGUACAGUAUCCUCAGUAACUACAGUGUGUUGCAUCAUGAAAACAGGCUGUCAGUAUCCCACACAUUAGUAUUGUUUGAAUCUUGUUUCUCAUCUCUGGUAGUCUGCGGCAGUGACAUAGCAGGAACAAAGCAUUGUAAUCUUACCUCAGGCGGUACAUCCUGGCAAGUUCAGUUUGUGAGGAUUUUGAAGAAUGGAGAGGUUACCGAGAUUCAUUAGACUUAUCUGUUUAUCUGUGAUUUGUUGGGAAGAUUUUACUCGUGGUUUACCUCAGUUUCGGCAUGGCUGACUUUCAGAGGGUCAAAGGUCAAUGGGAUAUGAUGAUAUAUGGUGGGUAUGAGUGUGAAACGCUUCAUUCUAUGAACAGAAUGUUAUAGAGCAUCCUUAGACAUUUCUGAAAGGACAAAAACACAUGUAUCCAGUCAGAUCCUAACAAUAACUGAGCCCUCAUUUGUCUAUAUCUCCUCAGAAAACUAGUACUGGGAUAAUACAUAUCCUUAUAGUACCUGUCAACUUUAUAUCAUCUGUUCCAGGGUACAUCUAGUACAACCUGUCUACAGUACCUAGUCUGUUCCAGGGUACAUCUAGUACAACCUGUCAACUGUAUAUCAUCUGUUCCAGGGUACAUCUAGUACAACCUGUCUACAGUACCUAGUCUGUUCCAGGGUACAUCUAGUACAACCUGUCUACAGUACCUAGUCUGUUCCAGGGUACAUCUAGUACAACCUGUCUACAGUACCUAGUCUGUUCCAGGGUACAUCUAGUACAACCUGUCUACAGUACCUAGUCUGUUCCAGGGUACAUCUAGUACAAUCUGUCUACAGUAUCUAGUCUGUUCCAGGGUACAUCUAGUACAACCUGUCUACAGUACCUAGUCUGUUCCAGGGUACAUAUAGUACAUCCUGUCUACAGUACCUAGUCUGUUCCAGGGUACAUCUAGUACAACCUGUCUACAGUACCUAGUCUGUUCCAGGGUACAUCUAGUACAACCUGUCUACAGUACCUAGUUCUGUUCCCGGGUACAUCUAGUACAACCUGUCUACGGUAUCUAGUCUGUUCCAGGGUAAAUCUAGUACAUUCUGUCUACAGUACCUAGUUUGUUCCAGCCUUGGUUAGCAGCUGAGAUAGUUCUGGAUACAAGUCAUUUUGUUUAAUCAACACGAGUAGACUUACAAUCUUCUUAACCAUUAAUCACUGAAGUUGUGUCAUAUAAAACUGCUCAAAAUUAUAAUCUGCUAAGUGUAAUAACAUAUAAAAAAUGUACAUAUAUUUUAUUUCUACCUUUUGUAUUGAUACGAAAAAUACUGACUGCUUUUUAUGUUCAGCUUGUAUUUCAUUGAUUCUAAAUUAUUUUUGAUGUUAGUUGUGCUCUGUUUACUAUGUGCUGAGUAUAAAUGGAAAGAGGGAAAAAACAAUCAGUUGUCACCAUCACACAUCGUCACACCAGGGUGAAGCAUUUCAAACAGGAAUGGAACAAUGCAUAUCAGGUUUGAGACAUAGGAAGCUGGUCUUCUUUGUAAAGAAUCAUUCAGUAAAUAUCAUAUCUGUGUCCAAGUAACUAUUGAAUAAUUAUGUUAUCACAAAUUCAUAAAGAUUUUCGUUACUGCUUGAUGUAAGAAGUCGAUUUACUGUUGUCACAAUGAUGAAAAUUGAUAUCCCUAAGUGUUUUGAUGAAUUUUUUUGUCAUACAAUAUGAAAGUCUAAUUGAAAUUGAUGUCACAGCUAAUUUAAAAUUGUAUGCAUUAUAAUGGACAAGGUAGUGUUAAUUUAUUGUUUAACAAUAGAUCUGUGUAACAUUCCGGUGUUGAGAGCAUGGAGUCUCGAGGGAGACCCUUCGGCUGAUUAACGGAAAUCUUGUGAUACUUUACUUUUGCCAGUACAUAUUUAUGUACUUUUUUGUGUACAUGUUGCUUAUUUUAAAUGAUGUUCUCUUCUGCCUGUGAUUGCUUUUUCUGAUCAGAUUUCAAAUAAGUUUAGGUGUCCUCAAAUUAAAUGGAUGAAGAAAACUACAGAUUUUUUUAACAUCCCACCCUUAUAUUUUAAUAUUUCUAGAUUUCUAGGAAUGCCAACCCAUAUCCCACCCUUUUAAGAUCAGGUAACUCAUAAGUCUUAUACUGUUGAUAACAUGCUUGUAGACUUCCAUUGUCCUUGCAAUAAUUUUUUGAUAAUUUGAAUGAAAGAAAGACAAAAAUAUAUGUAAUUUUGUUGAGAUUCCGUCAAAUAACUUUAGCUGAUAAACUUGUCAGACUCUUUAAAACAUUAAAACAUUGUCUUACUGAGGAACAAACAGAAAAUUAUAAGAUUGAUAGAAAUUUAAACAACGUAAGGUACCAGUGUUUAGUUGAUUUAGAAUGAAUGUUGGACUUUUAACGACCAAAUGAAGACUUCUUUUUAUUAUAGAUUGAUGUAUGUAUGUUGAUGAUACAGGGGAGAAAGACUACCUGGCCCAAUUUGCUCAAAAGUUACAGUUAACCAGUGGUUAGUGUAAAAUUCUAAUUGUUACCAUUCAAAAACCCAAGAGAGUUUUAGGCAAAAUUCACACUUAAAAUGUACAUGUAUUAAUCUGACCUGUCUCAAUAAACCUACUGCUGUAGCAUCAUUAAGAAUGUUCCCAAAUUUUUUUAAUUUGUCUCAGAGAUUUUUUACUAACCACUGGUUAUCUCUAAUCAGCCUUUGAACAACCAGCGGCAUGAUGUUUUUUAAAGUGAAGUCUAGUAAAUCCAUUUCAAAUCAUUUAUGUUUUAAUAUUCAAAACUUUAUACACAAAAAUGUAUAUCAAGUUCUUACAAUGUGGUAAUGAUAGUGCUUUAAAGUGCUGUGGGACCGGUUGCUUGUGUUGUUUGAGAGUGGUGUUGCUGUAGGUCCAAAGACAUAAUAUACCUCUAAUUGAAUGUCCCAAAUGUGUAUCCUGGAUACAGGACACUCUGCCUCUAUAUCCAGGUUGUCUGUAAUAAUUGUUAUCAGCUUUAAAAUCAGAAUAGAUGUUGGUUACUUCUGGUUAUGUGAUAGGUUACAAGACUUAUUUUCCAAACCACUUUCUGCUUACCAGCCCUCUUCCUCGUGUUGGUGCUGGAAGCUGUAUAUGUGGUGUACGUUAGUGAUACAGUUAUAUUUCAUGUAUAUUUACACCAGGAAUACGGGACUGUGCAAUUCAAAGUAUACCGGUCAAUAUGUUCACCUGUCUUGGCUACCUGCAAUGGUAGUCAGCUGCUCUUGUCCAUAAACACAAAUGGCAAUCCCCACAAAGCUAUGAGACUAGUUUUGGAAGACGCCAACUUGUACAGAAUGUUUUUAAUCGUAAACAAGAGGUCAUGUCUCGGCAGCUCAACUUGAUGUUGGUAAAUUACCCACCAAUUCCAUGACUCAUGUACUGCUUCAUAUUGUACUGUGAAGCUUUUUUAGUUGUUUAUUAAAUGACUUUGUUGAUUUGAAUUUCAGUAACUAGAAUUUAUUCAACUGGUGUCAAAAAUGGUUAUAUUUGAGACAGGUUAUAACAAGGGCUUCAAUUGUAUGAAAUGAUUUAAAUAGAUUUUCUGAAGCUUGCCUCAUUUUGACAGUUGUGGAUCUCUGGUACAUUGUCAGACAGUAGAUUGGUGUAAAAGGAUUUUUUUUCGUCAUACUUGAUAAGUUUAUAAUUAUACUGUUUAUUAUAGGUGUUCAUGGCAAUCAGUCAGUGUUGUAAGAAAAAUCUACUUAAAUACGUCUCGAUGAUGACACAUGGGGUCAGGUUGACUAAGCCCAGUCCAAUUUUACUAAAUUGAAUGUUAUUGCCAAUAGAUUGACCGGGCUGUCUUUAGUACUAUGAAAUUAUAUCAUCAUUAUUAAAAGAAUGACAGUCUAAGCAAUCACUGUAGCAAUGUGAAGUACGAUUCAUAAAUUCAUAUAGAAGCUACUUUUAUUUUCUGUAACUCCCGUCACUGAAAAAUCAUUUGUGACAUGCUGAUAUGAUCUAUCUACUUUCAUUUUAUACUUACUUUUACUUGCAGUCUUCAUCACAUGUUUCUCAUAUGUUUGUAUUACAUAUGUACAUAAAUGUUUACCAAUGAGUUCAUUGUACCUCACUCAAGUCCAAAGUAAUUUGAACACUUAAUUAAUUUGCUAUGUAAAUUUGCCAAGUUCAAGAUAGUUUCAAUUCCAUUUCUGUAAAUGCACAAGUACAGAAACGUUUUGCUGAUCGUAAACAUUUUUUAAACAUCACUUAUACUCUGAGCCAUAGCCGAGAUAAUGUCAUUUUUUAACAUGUGAUGUUGAUUUUCUCAAAUAUUAGAUAUGUAUGCUGUUCUUUGUUAAAAUUACCACAGUAGGUUGAUUUUUGAGAAAUUGUUGCAAAUGAUGUGUUUCUGGUAUUUUAAUGGUGAUCUUUGUUUUCCAUAUCUUGUUGCCGUAGGUAACUAGAGAAAGUAUACUUGUUUAUAAUUUGUAAAUGUACACUUAAGUCAGCAAGUGUCUUUUUAAUUAGUGAGUGUGUGUACAUGAAAAUCAGCAGAUUGUUUUAAAGUACAAUAUAUGUGUGGUACGUAGCUGUCUGUGUUUGUUUAUUGGUGACUGGAAGUUGGAUUGAAUGGAUGGAUUGAAUGCCAACAAUUGUGUAUAUAUUAUGUAAUGAGGAUGUUUAUAUAUUGAUGAUGUAAAACAUCGAUAAAAUAAAUUUAAC